UUAACGCAAAUUAAAUGGAACGUGAAAGGAAUGGAAGCUACUAGAACUUCAGAAGUGGACGAGAACGACUUCGGGUUUUAAGUAAAACUCUCUAGUAUCUGUCGAUAUUUUUUCCUCCAAGUUCUUAAAUCUUACCUUACUGCUACGCACAAGAUCUUCAGUUUCAGAAGAAACCAUGGAUGAAUCCAAACUCAAGCAACUCAAACAAUUCAUAGACCUCUGCAAAUCCGAUCCUUCUGUUCUUUCCGAUCCUUCUCUCUCUUUCUUUCGCGAUUAUAUCGAAAGUCUUGGAGGAAAACUUCCUGCUUCCACUUAUAGAGAAUCGAAAUCGAGUGUUGAUGAUGAGAGUGACGUGGAGGAUGAAAAGACGUAUUCAAAACCUAAUGUGGAAGAAGUUGAAGAGGAAGAAGAGGAAGAGCUUGUUGAAUCUGAUGUUGAAUUAGAAGGUGAUACGGUUGAACCUGAUAAUGAUCCUCCUCAGAAGAUGGGCGAUCCUACAAUUGAGGUCACAGAUGAGAGCCGUGAGGCGGCGCAAGAAGCAAAAAUUAAAGCCAUGGAAGCAAUAUCCAAAGGCAUGAUGGAAGAAGCAAUUGUGCAUUUGACAUCUGCAAUUACACUGAAUCCUACAUCGGCUAUAAUGUAUGCUACUAGAGCUAGUGUUUAUGUGAAGAUGAAGAAGCCAAAUGCUGCUAUUCGAGAUGCCACUGCUGCUUUGGAGAUAAAUCCUGAUUCUGCUAAAGGGUACAAAUCUCGUGGCAUGGCAAAAGCAAUGCUCGGUCAAUGGGAAGAGGCUGCAAAAGAUCUGCAUGUGGCUUCCACACUUGACUACGAUGAAGAAAUAAAUGCAGUGCUGAAAAAGGUUGAGCCUAAUGCACACAGGCUUGAAGAGCAUAGAAGGAAAUAUGAUAGGCUGCGCAAGGAAAGGGAAACUAGAAGAGCUCAGCGCGAAAUACAGCGCAAACGGGCUGAAGCACAGGCUGCUUAUGAGAAAGCCAAGGAGGAAUCGUCUUCCAAUAGACCUGGAGGUAUGCCUGGAGGUUUUCCAGGUGGUAUGCCUGGGGGGUUCCCUGGGGGCAUGCCUGGAGGCUUCCCAGGAGCUGGGGGCAUGCCUGGAGGCUUUCCAGGAGCUGGAGGUAUGCCUGGAGGCUUUCCGGGAGCUGGAGGUAUGCCUGGAGGCUUUCCGGGAGCUGGAGGUAUGCCUGGAGGCUUCCCAGGAGCAGGAGGAAUGCCUGGGGGGAUGCCUGGAAAUGUUGAUUUCAGCAAAAUCUUAAAUGAUCCUGAGUUGAUGGCAGCCUUUAAAGAUCCAGAGGUCAUGGCAGCUCUUCAAGAUGUAAUGAAGAACCCAGCCAAUUUGGCCAAACAUCAAGGAAAUCCAAAGGUGGCCCCAAUAAUAGCCAAGAUGAUGAACAAGUUUGGUGGUCGAUCGUGAAGAUAUGCUUACUGGUUAGACAAAUAGUAAUGUCUCUUCGUCGGCUCUUGUAGUUUUUGUGCAUGUUCCAACAUUAUUGAGCUCAACUUUUCUGUACUGCUCGACCCAACCAGUAGAUGAAUUUGAUUUAUUGGUCUAAAUGAAAUUUUACUUUGGUCGAGAGCUGUUGGUGUCUUUUGAAUCUAGUGAUUAAUGUUGUUUAAAUUGAGCAGCA
Molecule: messenger RNA, 1643 nt
Organism: Amaranthus tricolor (Joseph's coat)
Lineage: Eukaryota; Viridiplantae; Streptophyta; Magnoliopsida; Caryophyllales; Amaranthaceae
Product: FAM10 family protein At4g22670-like
Exons: 11
Coding region: 176-1429 (417 amino acids)
Molecular function (GO): Hsp70 protein binding; protein dimerization activity
Source: RefSeq, a predicted model, not a curated record